Messenger RNA from Cylindrotheca closterium, 690 nucleotides. The record is from the annotation of a GenBank genome assembly. Lineage: Eukaryota; Bacillariophyta; Bacillariophyceae; Bacillariales; Bacillariaceae.
AUGGCAGCAGACCCAAUGGAUCUCGUUGACAAGGCAAUUGCAGACAUAGAGGCUCGCCUAGGGCUCCUACCUGGCCAGAGCAUCGACACCAACAAGAAUAACAACAAGAAACAAAACAACAACAAAAAGAACGCCAAGAAGCAACAAUCCAAACCAGGAGCUCCACCCCCUGAUCAGCAACCUGACAUUUGCAAGCUAGAAUUCAAGGUCGGUGUUAUUACAAAAGUUUGGAACCACCCUGAAGCGGAUAAACUUUAUUGCGAGGAGAUUGAUGUUGGUGAAGAAUCGGUCAGACAAAUUGCGAGCGGCUUGAGACCGUAUAUGACGACCGACGACAUGCUUGGGGCCAGAUUAUUGGUAGUGUCGAACCUGAAGGCCAAAAAUUUGGUUCGAUUCAAAUCACAUGGUAUGGUCCUUUGUUGCAAGGAAACAUCUGAGGAUGGGACUGAAAGAUGUGAAUUCGUACAGCCACCUGAAGGAGCUCUCAUUGGGGAAGUCGUGACAUUUGAGGGGCUUCCAAAGCCGCAUCCUCUCAGUGGUGCUCAAGUGGAAAAGAAGAAGGUGUGGGUGACUUGCGCCCAAAAUAUGAAGAGCAAUGGCAGCUGUGUUGCAACAUGGAACGGACACGCCUUCAUGACCAGCGCUGGUCCUUGCAAGACAAAGACAAUUAAGAAUGCCCAGUUGAGCUAA